UACGGAAAGCUUGAGAGAACCCAGAAAGGAGAUUGGGAAAAAGGUAGUAGUGACACAUUCGAUAAGUUUACAUAUGAAGAUGAACAAUUAGAUGAGAUUGAUGGAUAUUAUACUAUAGAAUCUUCCGAUGACAAAAUCAACCUCUAUAUCGAGGAAGUACCUACUCAGAAAAGGGAGAAAAACAAGCCUACCAUGAUGGAACAGUUAGAAAAAUUUGUCCAAGCUAACACCUUGAGUAAAGAAGAGAAAGAAGAAGCCUGCACCUACUUUAAAAAGAAGAGCUGUUUGCUCACAAUAGGUCUUAAUAAAUUAGGGAAAACUAGCCUCAUACCCCACUAUGUAGAUACUGAUAAAGCUAGACCUAUCAAGCAGCAUUUUUAUAGGACAUCCCUCAACAAGCAAGAAUUCUUGUAUAAUGAGCUAGAGUUGUUGGAAAGACAAAGGUUGAUCAAAAAAUCUGAAAAACAUCGGGCUGGUAAAAAGCAUAGUGAUGCAGAUACGCUUUUAUGGCAAUAUGACUCUCCAGAAGUCAGUAGUAAUAGAAUAGAAGUAGAUGUUAGUGCACAGAAAUGUAGCAGAUGGUUACUCUCUUUAGUGGAAUGUAACAUUAAGGAAGGCCUAUAUAAGAUGAAAUUAGGUGGAUACAUCAGAUGGAGUGUUGAAAAUGUAGAACUAAUUGCACAUCAUAAUGAUGAUGAAUGGGAUGAUAAGGAGGAUGGUAAGGACAAUGACCUAAAAUUGGAAGAAUAUAUAGAGUUAAGGGAAGAUGUAACAGAAAACAUAAUCACCAUUAAUGAAAAUAGACUAGGAAUCCAAGACAUGAAGUGUGACAAGUGUUGGCUUGAAGGGAAUACUUGUGAAAUACUGGAUCAGUUAGGAUAUACUGAGCCACUGGAUGAGGAAGCAGUUAAUGCUGAUAGAGAUAUACAGAUAAGGAGGAAUGGCGGACCUAUAAUCAAAACCUACUCAAGAUCAAUAAUGGGCCCUCGACAUUCAACUAGAACCCAAAAUUGA
This is a messenger RNA of Cetraspora pellucida, 1014 nucleotides long. NCBI's taxonomy places the organism in Eukaryota, Fungi, Glomeromycota, Glomeromycetes, Diversisporales, Gigasporaceae. The record is from the annotation of a GenBank genome assembly.